Molecule: messenger RNA, 1161 nt
Organism: Synchytrium microbalum
Lineage: Eukaryota; Fungi; Chytridiomycota; Chytridiomycetes; Synchytriales; Synchytriaceae
Exons: 5
Coding region: 1-1161 (386 amino acids)
Biological process (GO): intracellular zinc ion homeostasis; transmembrane transport; zinc ion transport
Cellular component (GO): membrane; Golgi apparatus
Molecular function (GO): zinc ion transmembrane transporter activity
Source: RefSeq, a predicted model, not a curated record
AUGAAUGGAUCAUCGCUCCCUCUAUAUAGGGGCGACAAGGGCGACAGACCUUUCUCCCUAAAAGUGCGAGGUGGUGGUGGUAUCGUGACAGGGACCAUAUCGACCAUAGUCAAGUACACAAAAGCCGUCAUAGCAGAUCCAAAGACUCGUAAUGUCUUCUUCUUUCUGUGUCUCAAUCUCUCUUUUACCUUUGUCGAGGCAAUUUAUGGUAUUUGGACAAACUCUCUGGGCCUCACUUCGGAUGCCGUACACAUGUUGUUUGAUUCCACCGCUCUACUCCUCUCCUUGGCCGCAAGUGUCAUUGUAAAAUGGGACCCAAACGACAGAUUCACUUACGGAUAUGGAAGAGUCGAAACAUUAACAGGUUUUGUAAAUGGGGUUGCAUUGUGUUUUGCUGGUCUCGGCAUCAUAUGGGAAGCAUUUGAACGCUUGAUGGAUCCACCGGAAAUCAAGACGGAUUCUUUGCUACUUGUCUCUGUCCUGGGGCUGCUCGUCAAUCUAGUUGGUAUAUUUGCAUUCGAACAUGGUCAUGCUGGUCAUGGACAUGGCCACGAUCACAGCCAUUCUAAUGGUCAUGCCCAUCACGAUCACGAUCACCAUGACUAUUCACAUCACAAUCAUUCACAUCACGAUCAUCACGAUCAUCACGACCAUCAUGAUCACUCGCAUCAUGGUCACUCUGAGACUCAUGGUAGAAAUCCACUCAUGCAAGGAAUGUUUCUGCAUGUAUUAGCCGACACUCUAGGAUCAGUGGGAGUCAUUACAUCAUCUAUAUUAAUAAUGCUCUAUGAUUGGAAAUGGGCCGAUGCAGCCUGUUCGCUCUUUAUUGCCGUAAUGAUAUUGGUCAGUGUAUGGCCAUUGCUUCAAUCCUCUGGGCUGUUGUUGUUACAACGAGUUCCCAUGGGAUUUGAAUUUAAAGUGGCCGAUCUAUACAGAAAGAUCUCGUCUAUCGAAGGGGUAGUUGGCUUUUCUCAAGCCCAUUUUUGGGAGUUAUGUGAGGGAAAAUAUAUUGGAACCAUAAAAGUACAAGCAUCUGAAGCCGGCUCCGAACAACGGAUACGAGUCCUAGUGGCAAAUGCCAUGCGAGAGAUGGGCGUGACCAACUCUGUUGUACAAGUGGAAAAGGAUGCAAUAAUCCAGGCUGCUCAGUAUACCUCCUAA